GUCCUCACAUUUUGCAGCAGCAGCACCCCCCUUCCUACUUCAUUAUCUUCAGCACUCUGCGGUUAUGGGAACCGGUUCAGACUGGACUGAUGUCAGGCAGGGAAAGGAGGUUGACUGUAUGGACUUCAAGCCUGGGGCAGAAGCUGAGAUGAGGUCUGCAGAGGUGGCAGCUCCAGGUCUACAGAACUUACAGUAGUUGCUAAGAAAUGAAGUACCAGAAGCCACCAGAUGGAGGAUGGGGCUGGGUUAUUGUCUUGGCCUCCUUCUUUAUUCAGUUCUUGUGCUACGGUUCUCCACUUGCUGUUGGAGUCCUAUUCGUUGAAUGGCUAGAUGUCUUUGAUGAAGGAAAAGGAAAGACUGCAUGGGUUGGCUCGCUGGCAGCUGGAGUAGGAUUACUUGCAAGUCCUUUGUGUAGUGCUUGUGUCUCUUCAUUUGGUGCUCGCCCAGUUACCAUCUUCAGCAGCUUCUUGGUAGCUGGAGGACUAAUUCUAAGCAGCUUUGCUCCCAAUGUCUACUUUCUUUAUUUCUCAUACGGAUUUAUGGUUGGUUUCGGAUGUGGAUUGCUGUACACAGCCACCGUGACUGUCACUUGUCAGUACUUUGAAAAGCGGAGAGGACUUGCACUUGGAAUCGUCUCAACAGGCUCCAGUGUUGGCAUGUUUAUAUAUGCAAGUCUACAGAAGGAGCUGAUUUCAAUCUUUAGAAUAGAUGGCUGUUUGCUCAUUCUUGGAGCACUAGCAUUAAAUAUAUUGGCUUGUGGCAUCCUAAUGAGGCCCCUUCCACAGUUACCUGAAGCUGCAGAGGUAAAACCCUGCUUGGAGAAGGUUCCUGACGCCUACCUCAUAUACCAUGAAAAAGACCAAACAAAAGAAGAAAAUAUGGGAAUGCUUGAGAUAUCCCAUACAGCCAGUGGGGACUGCUGCGCUCAAGAAAACCACCCCCAGAGUGAGAGUGGACUUAUGACUCAAUGCGACAUAGUAAAGGACAAUCGUAACAACAAUGUCAAAGAGAAACACAUUUGCAAACAGCUUGUCAAAAGCAAGUGCCAUACUUACCUGGACUACUGGGAAGACACCAUCACCCUGUUCAAAGAUAAAGUAUUUGCUGCUCUUUUCAUCAAUAUUUUGUUAUUUGACAUUGGAGGGUUUCCUCCAAGCAUUCUUAUGGAAGAUGUAGUCAAAAGUGCCAAUAUUGAUCAAGAGGACGUAGUAGUGCCCUUGGUGUUCAUACUUGGCGUCAUGAUGGCUGUUGGGAAGCUUAGUUUAGGCAUACUUGCCGAUUUUAAGUGGAUUAAUACAUUGUAUCUGUAUGUCUUCACUUUAGUAGCUACAGGUUUGGCAGUAUUUGCAGUCCCUUUUGCCAAGACAUAUGCCACCCUGGCCACUAUUUCAGGAACGAUAGGAUUUUUUACAGGGAACUGGUCAAUAUUUCCUUAUGUAACAACAAACACUGUUGGAUUGGAUAAGCUCACUCAUGCCUACGGAAUCCUGAUGUUCUUUGCUGGUGUUGGAAACUGCCUAGGACCACCUAUAGUUGGUUGGUUUUUUGACUGGACACAGUCUUAUGAUAUAGCCUUCUAUUUCUGUGGCGCAUGCAUCAUCAUGGGAGCUCUGGGCUUGUUAGUGGUGGCACUGCCAGUUUGGAAGAACUGUAAAACGAAAAAGUUGGAACCAUCUCAGAAGAGUUACUCUUAUAAAGUAGCUUCGGCUGUUUGAAAGUCACCUGCGCAUUUAUGUUUGCAAAGUUUUGUAGUUUUUAGUUACUGUAUGAUAAUGAUGUGUUUAUAGAAGCUUUUUAUAUUUCAUACUUAUUUGAAUAUGCUGUAUUUCUCUUUCGUAAAAUUGUGUGGACCUUUAUUUCAGAAGGUAUUUUCUCAGGAAAGAUUUAGUCUCAUUCUGUCAUUCUGUCUACUGUUCAUUCCAGAUGCUUUAAAUGAAAUACAAAACUUUUAUAGUUUUCAUACAUGUCCAAACUCCAUUCAUGACACGCCUUAUUUUAUAUUCACAUAAUCCACUCAGUGAUAUUAGUAUUCAAAAGGUUUUUUGUGAGGUAUAAAUAAUACUCACUCUUUUGAAGCUUUGCUUGUAUUUUUCAGUCCUUUACCCUGGGUUCACACCUGAGCGUUUCUGAGACGCGCGUUUUACGCGCGUAUUUGUCGCACGUUUUUAUGCACGUUUUUUGCAAUAGUAAACGCGCGUCUGACGAGCGUUUGUGUGAUUGA
Molecule: messenger RNA, 2221 nt
Organism: Bufo gargarizans (Asiatic toad)
Lineage: Eukaryota; Metazoa; Chordata; Amphibia; Anura; Bufonidae
Gene: SLC16A9
Product: solute carrier family 16 member 9
Exons: 7
Coding region: 207-1715 (502 amino acids)
Biological process (GO): monocarboxylic acid transport; transmembrane transport
Molecular function (GO): monocarboxylic acid transmembrane transporter activity
Source: RefSeq, a predicted model, not a curated record